CUCUCGCUGGAGUUCGAGGCGAGUUUAGGGGAAAAGUAUCGGCGGUUAUCGGCUGUCAGUCACCCGGGAGCGGAGCGGGGAGGGAAAACACGACGGAAAAGGAGGAUUUUCUGCUCAAACUGCGGACGGAGAGAGUCUGGGCGGCUGAAAUGUGCUGGAGAAGAGAGGAAAAGCGGCGGGAAUGUGUGGAAAUGUGUAGUUUUUAAGAGAGAAAGAGAGGGAGAGCUGGAACAGCCCGGGAGAGCUGGAACAGCCCGGGAGAAGUUGCUGGAUUAAGCAGGCGGAGGAGUGUUCGUGUGUUUGGAGGCGAAAAGUGCGGAUUUUUCUCGGUAAUUAAGCCUGGAGUUUAUUUCCACGCGUAUGUUCUGGAUUUAUUCUGUGUUUUAACGCGGAUUUGAGUCUUCCCAGCGAGAGGAAGGAGUUGGUAGCUGAGAGUUUUGGCUGUUGUGGCUGAGCUGCUGGAGGAGGAGGAGACGCUGGGAGAAGCUCAGCACUGACGCUCAAUCUGCGUCCCAGAUCUCUUCGAGGGACAGAAAGGGGAAGCUUUCUGCAGCAACAAAAUGAGUGGGGGGGAUGUGGUGUGCUCCGGCUGGCUCAGAAAGUCUCCACCAGAGAAGAAGUUACGGCGUUAUGCAUGGAAGAAGCGGUGGUUUGUUCUGCGCAGCGGACGGCUGACCGGAGACCCGGACGUGCUGGAGUACUACAAGAAUGACCACGUGAAGAAGCCCAUCCGAGUGAUUGACCUGAACCUGUGCGAGCAGGUGGACGCUGGGCUCACCUUCAACAAGAAGGAUUUGGAGCACAGCUUCAUCUUCGACAUCAAGACCAUCGACAGAGUCUUCUACCUGGUGGCGGACACCGAGGAGGAGAUGAACAAGUGGGUUCGCUGUAUCUGUGACAUCUGUGGCUUCAACCCCACCGACUCGGACGAUGCGGCAAAGGCUCACCACGCUGCUGUAGGUGCGGCUCUAGUAGUGGAUGUUCCUCCUCACGCUGGGGUGGUGGGACCCUCAGUGCUGGCCAGUGUGCCCCCUCCUUACCAGCCUGUGAACGUCAGGCAUCUGGAGUCCACCUCCAGCCUCGAUGACACCCAGGAUUACCUGCUGCUGCUCCACUGCGAGAGCAAGAAACCGGAGGCCAGCAGCCCUGUGGUACUCCCUCAAGGAGGGGUGGAGCAGGAAUACCUGCUCUUGGAGGAGUGUGAGAGCAAGACUGCUCCUUCUGAAAGGCUGUCCCAUGGCGAGUGCUCAAAGUCUACCUCUUCCGAGCCCGACUGCAACGACAACCUCCCAUCCCAUCGCACGCCCACGUCCUCCUCGGCCAAGCAUUCUUCAGUUAACGGCUUCUUCUCUUCUGGGCACGCCGGACUGUACGACUCCCCUUCGUCGCGGGGGGCGAGCCUAUCAGCUGAUGCACAGGGCCUGUACCACCUCCCCCGUAGCUACUCGCAGGACACUGUGCUUCUGCCCAAGUCUGCUUCCUCACCCUACGCCCCCGACACGGACUCGGGUGAGCUCUACGUUUUUAACACGCCCGCGAGAAAGCCUUCCAUCGAAGCCCAGCUCAGGAACCUGUCAGUCAGCUACGAUAUCCCGCCCACGCCUGGAAGUAACUGCACCUAUCAGGUGCCCCGAACGGCGGGGGUGGAGCCUGUAGCCACCGGGUCGGACGUAGUUCCUCCUCCUAGGCCACCCAAGCCUUCGCUGGGUGCAGCAGCCAUACCGCCCGAUCGGUCGCCUACAGACACGUACUCUGUUCCGAGGUCAGUGUCGGAGACGGACACUAACUACUGCGUGCCUUCCAGUGCGGGAGGGAACAAAGCGCUGCGGAGCAACACCAUCGGCACUGUGGACUCCUCACGCCUACGGAAAGAUUAUGGAUCCUCUCAAGACUGCUACGAUAUACCCAGAUCUUUCCCUUCAGACAGAAACUGCUCGUUUGAGUUCAACGAAAACUUCAACAACUAUUUUAAAAAUAAAGGCAUGCUGCCUGUAGGAAGCGCAUCAACGGAGGAGAUGGAUGAGAACUACGUGCCCAUGAGUGCCAAUUCCCCAUCACACCAGCGCUCAGGCAGCCUGUCCGAACCAAUCCAGGAGCCCAACUACGUGCCCAUGACCCCGGGCACAGUGGAGUUCCCUUCACUGGGGAAGCAGGUGCCCCCUCCUGCCCACAUGGGCUUCCGCUCCAGCCCCAAAACACCCCCCCGCAGACCCAUGCUUAUCACUGACUGCCAACCGCCCCCCGUCGACCGCAACCUCAAACCCGACCGUAAAGGUCAGAGUCCUAAAAUAAUCCGAGCUAAUCGGGCUGUCGGUCUCGAGCGAACCGACUCUCAAACCGUAGGUGAAUUCCGAGGACGUCGUAAGGCCAAACCAGCCCCUUUGGACAUCAAACCACUCCCUGAGUGUGAGGAGUUCACUACACCAGUCCGAUCGCCCGUCACCAGGUCCUUCGCCAGGGACCCCUCCAGGUUCCCCAUGCCUCCCAGGCCGCCCUCGGUGCAUAGCACUGGCUCCAGCACCGACUCCGAGGACUGUGAUGAGAAUUAUGUCCCCAUGCAGGACACUAAGAAAUCUACAGACGAACCAAAGCUGGGACCUCCUAUGAAUGCAGAUGGAGGUGGCAGCCCCAUGGUGAAGCCCAAAGGAGAUAAGCAGGUGGAGUAUCUAGACUUGGACCUGGACCCUGGCAAAUCCACUCCUCCUCGUAAGAAGAAAAGCAACGGGGCUGGCGUGUCCGUGUCGGAUGAGCGGGUGGACUAUGUGGUGGUGGACCAGCAGCGCACUCAGGCUCUGAAGAGCACCCGAGAGGCGUGGAGCGACGGGCGCCAGUCCACCGAAAACGACACUCCUUCCAAAGGGCCAAAGUGACCCCUCAGAUUCCCGCUCCCUCUCCCUUCUCCUCCGAGGUCUGCACCAGGCUGGGGAUCGGAGGGGCUCCUUGUGGAGGUGUGGACCACACGUCUCCAUCUUCAUCCAAAUCUCCUUCAGCCCGGGCCAUUACAUAUGAUCUAGAUUUAUACUGUGAGAGAGAAGCCGACUAGUCGGCUGGUUUACACUGCCACCUGGCUGAGGGGAAGAGCAACUGCGUGGAGGAGAGAUGAUGGUCUCUGAAAGUGCUGAUAUAUAAGCUGAGAGACAGUUGAAGUGGGACGUAGCUGUGCUGUGUGUUGGGGCUGAAGGAACUGGUAGACCUCGCUGGUUAAGAGCCCUGUGAAAACUAUGCUAAAAAGGCAGCGAGAGACUUUCAUUUGUAUCAAGUGGACACUCGCUGCCUGCUCUAGUCAUUUUUCGGUAUUAAUUUUCAGUCACGUUCACUCUUAAAGCGUGGAGUGAAGGUUUCUCUCGUCGUUUGACUGACUCGUCUGGGUUUACCACCUGAAAACAACUCAUACUGAUUUUAUUUUAGUUUUUCUACAUUUACACAUAUUCACACCUGAUCUGUUUUACAGAAAUGCCAUGGUAGGGUCAUGAGGAUGCACCACAUCAGUGGGAAUCAUUUAGUUUAGUUCAUUUAAGGCCUGUCACGAUAACUAGAUUUUAUUUUAAGUUUUAUCAGACCUUAAGUUAUUUCAGAAAUAACUGAUAAUCAAUAGAAUUGUCAUUUAAGACUAGGGCUGCGUAUCUGCAAGGACUUGGCGAUACAACUAAGAUAAAGGAUAACAUUGCAGUUCAAUGUUACAGUAUAUUGUGAUAGUUGUAAGCAAGAUGGAAAUAAUGCUAUUGUUUAAAUCACAUGUUAGUAAAACAUUUAUAAAAUCUGAGAAAAGGUCAAAUUUGAUGUUAGAAUAACAGUGGGAUCUAGUGCAACACUGCUAUCUACUGGACGGGGCUUAGACAUGUUUUACAGUUUUACAUGUUUAAAAAUAUAAUACAAUAUAGUAGAAAACAUAAUAUUUAGUACAUCCUAUUUCAGACCAUUUAAUCCUACUGAUAGCAGGAUCAUACAAUAACCUAAUAAUUCAGUUACAUGUUUUUUUUUUUUCCUUUUUGGACAAAUAACUUUUUUUAUGAGUUGUUUAAAGGAUCCAGCUGUAGCAGUUUAUUCUGUGUAUGUGGAGUCACUGUUAUUGAUGCAUUGAAGCAUUGGUCAACUAAAAUAAGCAGCUAAAAUAUUAGUAAAGCUUAUUCACACAUACAGAAACACAACGUAUGCUUACAUCAAGUUUAGCAAAAAUUUGUAUGUAUUCAUAUUCAUAUAUUUCUCGAAAAAUAAGCCGGUAACGUAUUUAUCGUGGCAGGCCUAGUUCAUGUCCAUGAUAAUCUGAAACUCUGGUACAUCCUGGUUUGUUUAGUUUUUAAUUAUUAGUUUUUAUUUCUGGUCUUCUGGUGCGUAUCAGACGUAACCCACCAGUGCAAUCAUUAAGGUUUCGAGUGGAGAGAAAGAAAGAGAGAGAGAAAGA
Molecule: messenger RNA, 4402 nt
Organism: Astyanax mexicanus (Mexican tetra)
Lineage: Eukaryota; Metazoa; Chordata; Actinopteri; Characiformes; Acestrorhamphidae
Gene: gab1
Product: GRB2-associated binding protein 1
Exons: 13
Coding region: 561-2870 (769 amino acids)
Source: RefSeq, a predicted model, not a curated record